Molecule: messenger RNA, 1604 nt
Organism: Linum tenue
Lineage: Eukaryota; Viridiplantae; Streptophyta; Magnoliopsida; Malpighiales; Linaceae
Source: the annotation of a GenBank genome assembly
CUUUGAUAUUUUUUAAGCACACAUUUGAAAUUUGCAAGCCCCUAUAUAAACCUCCAAGUCUCAUACCACCUUAGCAUUACCCAACCCCCCAAAACACAAAAAACAAAAAACAAAAAAAAAACACAAACAAAUUUGAUUUGAUUUUGUAAAUUGUAAUGGCGGAGAUCAACUACCUUAAGCAAGAGGAGCCCAACGUCGUCGACGACGGAGCCGCCGCCGCCGCUGCCGCCAGGACGAAAAGGCUGCUGCUGAUCAUCAACUGCCUGAUCCUAGCCUUCGGAAACUGCGGCGGGCCCAUGAUCAUGCGGCUCUACUUCCUCCACGGCGGGAAGCGCGUGUGGCUCUCCAGCUGCCUCGAAACCGCCGGCUGGCCCAUCAUGCUCAUCCCACUCGCCGCCGCCUACCUCCGCCGCCGCCGCCGCUCCCCAACAACAACAACCAAACUCUUCCUCAUCGAGCCCCGCCUCUUCCUCGCCGCCGCCCUCAUCGGCGUGCUCACCGGCUUCGACGACUACCUCUACGCCUACGGCGUCGCCCGGCUCCCCGUGUCCACGUCGGCGCUUGUGAUCGCGACGCAGCUGGCGUUCACCGCCGGGUUCGCUUUCCUGCUGGUGAAGCAGAGGUUCACGGCGUACUCGAUAAACGCCGUCGUUUUGCUGACGGUGGGGGCCGGGGUGCUGGCGAUGAAUACCGAUGGGGACCGGCCGAAGGAGGAGUCGCGUAGGGAGUACGCGCUCGGGUUCGCGAUGACGCUGGCGGCGGCGCUGCUGUAUGGUUUUAUCUUGCCGCUGGUGGAGCUGGCGUAUAAGAAGGGCGGGCAAGAGAUUAACUACACGGUGGUGCUGGAGUUUCAGAUGGUGAUGUCGCUGUUCGCCACCGUCGUUUGCACCGUCGGCAUGCUGGCGAACCGCGACUUUCAGGUUGCGAUUCCAAGGGAAGCAAGGGGAUCAAACCUGGGAGAAACCCAGUACUACGUCGUUUUGGUGUUCAGCGCCGUCAUAUGGCAGGCCUUCUUCCUCGGAGCCAUCGGCGUCAUCUUCGUCGGCAGCUCUUUACUCUCCGGGAUCCUCAUCGCCGUCCUGCUCCCGGUGACGGAGGUCCUCGCCGUCAUCUUCUACGGCGAGAGUUUCCACGCGGAGAAAGGCGUCUCCCUCGGCCUUUCCCUCUGGGGAUUCGUCUCCUACUUUUACGGCGAACAUCGCGAGAACAACAACAAGAAGAAGAAGAAGUUGAAGCAGCGGCGGCUGUUGUUGGAUUCUGCGCCGCAAACGGAAAUGUCUCAGACCACGAAUCAAACAUGUGUGGAUGUCUGAAUCCGUGACAUGUUCAAAUAAAAGAAUGGAACUAAUUUGGUGUCUGAUUCCUCAUCGGAGCAUGUUUUGAAUGAAGUUAGUAUCGAGAAAGAUAACAUUUUGCCAAUGUAUGCCACUCAAUUCAUGGCUGCAAUUUUGCAAGGGUCGACUUUGACACUCGUUGCAUAUACAAAAUGGCCAAGAUACUACUCAAUCCCCAUCAAGCAAAAGGCACAUUUUUGUUGAAUUUGAUAUGAAGAACUGAUUCUGCUAGAGUAUAUGAAAAGACUUGGCAGACAUGGGUGAUAUGAG